Mirounga angustirostris (Northern elephant seal) is the source of this 8338-nucleotide messenger RNA. It is a transcript of the gene MYO1G, whose product is annotated as myosin IG. The record is from RefSeq and is a predicted model, not a curated record. NCBI's taxonomy places the organism in Eukaryota, Metazoa, Chordata, Mammalia, Carnivora, Phocidae. Gene Ontology annotation, biological process: actin filament organization; vesicle transport along actin filament. Gene Ontology annotation, cellular component: plasma membrane; cytoplasm; actin cytoskeleton. Gene Ontology annotation, molecular function: ATP binding; microfilament motor activity; actin filament binding. The coding region runs from base 3455 to 6496 and encodes 1013 amino acids. The transcript has 26 exons.
GCCCGCGUGACGUCACCGCGGCCGGCUUCCGGGGGCUGCGUGAUGACGCAGCGCGCGGGUGUGCGUGGGGGCUCCAUGCGUCUCCGGCGGCAGGCCGCUUCGGGGCGGCGCGGGCAUCCGAUGCCGUCCGGGGGCGGCGCGGGCAUCCGAUGCCAUCCGAGGUCGUCGGGGCUCCAGGCGGCGCCCGCCCCCGGGUGCGCUCCGGCCGAGCUUCCGAGGGACGGGGUCGCGGCUGCCGCCGGGGCGGGGACCCGGGGUCGGCCGACCGCGGCGUGCGCUGACCGCCUGCCCCCCUCGCGGCGGUGCCCGGCCCCCGGCUGCGCGGGAAGCCCUCGCGGAACUCGCCCGGCCCGCGGCUGCGGAGGAGGAGCGGAGCGGCGGCCUCCGUGCCAGGAAGACUGCAGGGAGAGGCCGCGCUGGCCCAGGUGCAGACGCUGAACACACCCGCCUGUGAGCUGCACUCGGGAGCCGCUCCCUGAGGCUCCUGUGUCUGCAGUCCUGGGAGCAAGGCGUUGGCUGAACUUCGGCCCAUCUUUUCAAGGAUGUUGGAGUAGCAAACAGCCCCAGAUGGACAAGGCUCUGCUCUGGGUCCCUGCCCCAGCACAGGACACGUGGUGUCUGCCCUCCCCCGCUGUUCCAGCAGCAGGAAUCCCCAGGUGCCAGAGCCUGGAGAGCGCCGAGAGGUGGCCUGGUCCGUGUCUGCGGGGUGAUUGGGGUCUGCAGCAGUAAGUAUGCUGCAGAGGCCUGUCUUCUGUUCAUUUCCAUGAGCCCCCGCCCCCAGAAGAAUUUCAAAACCCUCGACUUGCUCUGGCCUUCCCAUCUCAAGUCAGCCAGCCUCCAAGCUGUUUCCACGUGCCUCCUCCUCAUGCCUGAGGAAGUGGACCCUGGGGUGUGGCCUGCACACGGACAUGCCCCGUGAGGGUGCAGCUGGGUUUGAGCGGCUCUCGUGCCCCCUUCUGUCUAAGCAGGUUUGGGUGCCACAGUGCUCCGGAAACGAGGAUUCUUGCUGUGCGUCGGGGCCCAGGCCCCUCUGUCCUUCUGUGCGGGAAACAAGGGGUGGUUAAUAAACAGUCUUUUCAGCGUGUGCUGCGAUUGGCUUGUGUCUCCUUUCCGUGAGCUAGAUACAAGGAGCCCUGGCCGUGAAGGGAGUGGCGGCCAAACUCCUUCAGCCCCGAGGUGUCUCCUUGCUUGAUGCCCAGGUGUUUGCAGAGUGCCGAGUAGGUGAUGGACUACCAACACCUGCCAUCGGGAGCUUGCCCUGGGGAUCCUGGAUGGGUUCUGCUGCCUGACAGGCUCGUCUGCCUCUUGUCCUCCUCGCUAGUGCAGGUCAGACUUGGGAGCGAGGCUCACCUUCACACGUGGGCACACACAAGUGUGUCCGUGUGGGAGUGAUGUACAUGCCCGGUUGGCUUCAUUUGAAAAGUAACACAUCCAGGCACAGCCGGACACUUUUACAUUCGGUUUGUUCCUGAUGUCAUGGCAGCUGCACCCCCAACACACAUACACAUACCCUGAUGGGAAGAGCGGGAGGUGGCCUCCGAGGUGCCCUGGUGGGGCCCUUCCCUGCAGCAACCUGCAGUUCUGCAUGUCCUGAGAUGAGCUGGACCUGAGUCUUCAGUGAGCAGGGCAACUGGAGGGGGCUUGGCAUCAGCAGGGGCCAGGGUGGGGUCCCCAGCAGCCCCCUGCCCUCCUGCUUGGUGCCCCAACUGAAAUCCUCCAAGGGGUUUGUCCCACCCAAGAGGAGGGGAGACAGACCAGGCAGGGAAAAGACAUGCAAUGUUCUCCCAGCCUUGGGACAAAGGAGGCAUGGGCCGUAAGUCCUAGGUGCAGACCCCACAGUUAGGCUCAAGGUCACGGUGGCAGGGGCUAAAGCCCAACAGCAAGGCCCGCCCAGGGGCCAAAUCCCCAACCUCAGAACGGUCUUGACAUUUCUACCAGGAAAAACCCAAAACUAUCCAGUGACGUGAAAAUCCUAUCAAGUUGCAGUUUCAGAGCACGGGCUGAGUUGUUCUUUUAAUUUAAACCCUGGGCUAGAGGAACCCAUGGGUUGAGAGGUUGAGGAAGUAAAACCCCGGGACCAGGGGCGCCUGGGUGGCUCAGUCGUUGAGCGUCUGCCUUCGGCUCGGGUCAUGAUCCCAGCGUCCCGGGAUCUAGCCCCACAUCGGGCUCCCUGCUCAGCGGGAAGCCUGUUUCUCCCUCUCCCGCUCCCCCUGCUUGUGUUCCCUCUCUCGCUGUGUCUCUCUCUGUCAAAUAAAUAAAUAAAAUCUUAAAAAAAAAAAAAAAAAAACCCGGGACCAGAUUCUCCGGAGCGUUGGUGUAGAAAAGCCCUUCAAAAGCACCAGCCCCAGAGGGGGUUGCAGAGGGGAUCCCCAGAGCUGGGAGGAUGAAUGAAUCCUGAGGGAACGGUCAGGCCAACAGCCCCUUGGGAUGGUGCACAAGGGCGCGGGCCUGGAUUAUGAGGCUUUUGAAUAAGCACUUCCCAAUCUUACUGGGUAUGUAUUCAUCCUAAUGAAUUUGAAAGGGUAAAACAAAAACCUUAACUUGCGUGUCAAUUUUUUCAGUUUAAAAAGCGAGCUUGUUGAAAGGCAAUUAUUACAAGAGCCUCUUGAGUACAGAAACCCCCAGGCAGCGUGUGGAUGACUCACUUUUGGCAAAUACUCUGGCCUCCCCGGCUGGUGGGGGAGGGGUUGAGAGAGAACUGCCCGCCUGGAGGAUGCCAUGGGGUCAAGGAGGCUGUCUGGAGACAAACCUGAGCCAGCCAGUCUGCGGCUUCUAACGGUGCUGUGAGGAACCAGGUGGGACAGGCGGGGACCUCAGGGACAGCCUUCUGGGCAACAUGCGGAGGUCUGGGCCUGCCGCCCGACUCCGAAUCUCAGUCUGAGGAACCAGACCGCCAGCCCUGCAGUGCAGUGUGACGUGAAGCUGGUUUUGUCAUUUACAUCCUGCUGUGGUCUUGCACAUUUUGAAGAAUGUUACCCGAGGCCCCGCCCCAAAGGCCUGGGCACCAGCAUUUCCCACUUUUUAAUCAAGAUACAAGGUACCUAGCCGAAGAUGCACCUAGUGUGCAGCUCGGGCUGUUAACAGAGGUUUGAUAGAGCCGUGACGGCAUCAGGCCACACAGGUGACGCCCCUGCUUGGGGUGAGGGGUAGGCACGGAGACCACAGAGGGUCAGAGCUUACUGAGGAAGCCAACAGGAACCCUCCAGAGCACCCGGCUCACUGUCAGGCGUGCCCGCCCUCUGGGUGCGGGAACCAGGAAGCCGGGGUCAGAGCCCCUCGGGAGGGAGCGGCAAGUGGGGAGGGCAGCCCCUCCCCGGGACCAGAACCCACUUCCUACUUCACCGCACAGCUCGGAGGUGGCCCGGAGGGCUGAGCCUGCUCGGAGCACCCUCCCCUCCACCCUUGUGCACAGGAAGGCCGGGCUAACCUGGCCUGGGUGCCUCCCGACAGCAGGAUGGACGAGGAAGGGCCGGAGUGCGGCAAACCCGACUUUGUGCUUUUGGACCAAGUGACCAUGGAGGACUUCAUGGAGAACCUCAAGCUCAGGUUCCAGAAGGGCCGCAUCUACACCUACAUCGGCGAGGUGCUGGUGUCCGUGAACCCCUACCAGGAGCUGCCCCUGUAUGGGCCUGAGGCCAUCGCCAAGUACCAGGGCCGCGAGCUCUAUGAGCGGCCACCACACCUCUAUGCUGUGGCCAAUGCCGCCUACGGGGCAAUGAAGCGCCGCUCCAGGGACACCUGCAUCGUCAUCUCAGGGGAGAGUGGGGCAGGGAAGACGGAAGCCAGCAAGCACAUCAUGCAGUACAUCGCCGCUGUCACCAACCCCAGCCAGAGGGCCGAGGUGGACAGGGUCAAGGACGUGUUGCUCAAGUCCACGUGCGUGCUGGAGGCCUUCGGGAACGCGCGCACCAACCGCAACCACAACUCCAGCCGCUUCGGCAAGUACAUGGACAUCAACUUCGACUUUAAAGGGGACCCCAUCGGGGGUCACAUCCACAGCUACCUGCUGGAGAAGUCUCGAGUCCUCAAGCAGCACGUGGGUGAACGGAACUUCCAUGCCUUCUACCAGGUGCUGCGGGGCUGUGAGGACGCAGAGCUGCGGAACCUGCACCUGCAGAGGAACCCGGCCGUGUACAACUUCACUCGGCAGGGCGCAGGGCUCAGUGCCUUGGAGAGCGACGAGAGGAGCCACUACCUGGCAGUGAUGGAAGCCAUGCGGGUGAUCGGCUUCAGUGCUGAGGAAGUGGGCUCUGUGCACCGGAUCCUGGCGGCCAUACUGCACCUGGGAAACAUCGAGUUUGUGGAGACGGAGGCGGCCGGGCCGGAGCAGGGGCACCUGGCCGUGGCUGAGGAGCUGCUGGUGGACCAUGUGGCCGAGCUGACGGCCACGCCCCGGGACUUGGUGCUGCGCUGCCUGCUGUCUCGUACGGUGGCCUCCGGAGGCAGGGAACUCAUUGAGAAGGGCCACACUGCGGCGGAGGCCAGCUAUGCCCGGGACGCCUGCGCCAAGGCAGUGUACCAGCGGCUGUUUGAGUGGGUGGUGAACCGGAUCAACGGUGUCAUGGAAACCCGGGGCCGGGACCCCCGGCGAGACGGCAAGGACACGGUCAUCGGUGUGCUGGACAUCUAUGGCUUUGAGGUGUUCCCUGUCAACAGCUUCGAGCAGUUCUGCAUCAACUACUGCAACGAGAAGCUGCAGCAGCUCUUCAUCCAGCUCAUCCUGAAGCAGGAGCAGGAGGAGUACGAGCGGGAGGGCAUCGCCUGGCAGAGCGUGGACUACUUCAACAACGCCACCAUCGUGGAGCUGGUGGAGCGGCCCCACCGCGGCGUGCUGGCCGUGCUGGACGAGGCCUGCAGCGCCGCGGGCACCAUCACCGACCGCAUCUUCCUGCAGAGCCUGGACACGCACCACCGCCACCACCCGCACUACGCCAGCCGCCAGCUCUGCCCUACAGACAAGACCAUGGAGUUUGGCCGAGACUUCCGGAUCAAGCACUAUGCGGGGGACGUCACGUACUCGGUGGAGGGCUUCAUCGACAAGAACAGAGACCACCUCUUCCAAGACUUCAAGCGGCUGAUGUACAACAGCUCAGACCCCACCCUGCGGGCCAUGUGGCCGGACGGGCAGCAGGACAUCACAGAAGUGACCAAGCGCCCCCUGACGGCUGGCACGCUCUUCAAGAACUCCAUGGUGGCUCUGGUAGAAAACCUGGCCUCCAAGGAGCCCUUCUAUGUCCGCUGCAUCAAGCCCAAUGAGGACAAGAUGGCUGCCAGGCUGGACGAGGACCACUGUCGCCACCAGGUCGUGUACCUGGGGCUGCUGGAGAAUGUGCGGGUGCGGAGGGCUGGCUUCGCUUCCCGCCAGCCCUACCCUCGAUUCCUGCUCAGGUACAAGAUGACCUGUGAGUACACGUGGCCCAAUCACCUGCUGGGCUCUGACAGGGCAGCCGUCAGUGCCCUCCUGGAGCAGCAUGGGCUGCAAGGGGACGUGGCCUUCGGCCACACCAAGCUCUUCAUCCGCUCGCCCCAGACUCUGGUCAAGCUGGAGCAGAGCCGCGCACGCCUCAUCCCCAUCAUCGUGCUGCUGCUGCAGAAGGCCUGGCGCGGCACGCUGGCCAGGCGGCGCUGCCGGCGGCUGCGGGCCAUCUACACCGUCAUGCGCUGGUUCCGGAGGCACAAGGUGCGCGCUCACCUGGCAGAGCUGCAGAGGCGGUUCCAGGCCGCGAGGCAGCCCCCCCACUACGGCCGAGACCUCGUCUGGCCGCCGCCCCCUGCGGUGCUGCAGCCGUUCCAGGACACCUGCCAGGCGCUGUUCUGCAGGUGGCGGGCCCGGCAGCUGGUGAAGAACAUCCCACCUUCAGACAUGGCCCAGAUCAAGGCCAAAGUGGCGGCCAUGGGGUUCCUGCAGGAACUACGGCAGGACUGGGGCUGCCGACGGGCCUGGGUCAGGGACUACUUGUCCUCUGCCAUGGACAACCCCACAGCCUCGGGCCUGUUCGCUGAGCGACUGAAGGCACUCCGUGAGAAGGACAGCUUUGGGGCUGUGCUGUUCUCCAGUCACGUCCGGAAGGUGAAUCGCUUCAACAAGAGCCGGGACCGGGCGCUCCUGCUCACUGACCGGCAUGUCUACAAGCUGGACCCCGGCCGGCAGUACCGGGUGAUGCGGGCCGUGCCCCUGGAAGCGGUGACCGGGCUGAGUGUGACCAGCGGGCGGGACCAGCUGGUGGUGCUGCACGCGCGGGGCCGGGACGACCUGGUGGUGUGUCUGCACCGCUCCCGGCCGCCGCUGGACAACCGCGUGGGGGAGCUGGUGGGCGUGCUGGCCGCGUACUGCCAGGGGCAGGGAAGGGCCCUGGAGGUCCGCGUCUCCGACUGCAUCCCCCUGAGCCAGCGCGGCGCCCGGCGCCUCGUCUCCGUGGAGCCCAAGCCCGAGCAACCAGAGCCGGACUUCCGCUGCAGCCGCCGUGCCUUCACGCUCCUCUGGCCGAGCCGCUGACCCGUCCCGCCGCGCCCGGGCGCCCUCCGCGCCAGCCCCGCGCCGGACACCCGUGCGCUGUGCAAUAAAGGUUCUGCGUCUGUGUCCUGCGAGACUUGUGCCUGUGGGGGGACGUCCGCACAGCGGCCAGCAACCUGGCAAAUGUCACGCCGCGUCCUCUGCUGACCCCUGUGGGGUCACCCGAAGCGGAGGAGGGGAGGCCUGGGGCCCAGUCUGGUGGGGCAGCAAGACCGCAUUCCCCGGGGCCCCAGUCUGCGGACCAGCUGGCUGUGGAGUCCACGGUCCGAGAGGAAACGGUGCCCUUUAUGUCCCAGGCUGUUCCUCCCACGCUGAGGUCUCCCCCCACCGCCCACGCCCAUUUCCCUCCCCUAAGGCUCCUUGCCUUGCCUUAGGGGAGGUGAAUGGCCACUGGGGAAGCUUGGGGGUCCCAGGGCCACCCUCGGGCAGGGCUCUGGCUGAGCACACACUGAGGCAGACGCUGUCCCAGCUGCUGGCUAUGUCCUUGCUGGGGGUGGGCAUCCCAGGCCCCAGGAACCCUACUUCUGGGACUCCUGAGCCAGGACCUCCCACAGUCUGGGACAGGACCUUGUGUCUGGGGGCUCUCAGGAGCCAACCAAAGGAAGGCCAGAGUGGACACAGCUCCACUCCCUCUCACCAGCAGCGUCCCUCCCCAGACCCUCUGCCUCGCAACGCCCCAGCCCCGCCCGCUGCCCCAUCCUAGCACCCCCACUCACUCUCCUCACUCCAUAGGCGGCCCUUGGCUUUCAAAGCUGCUCCCUCCCUCCUGGGGCACGCUAAAUUUGGGUGGCAUCCUUGCCUGGUUGUGCCCUGUUGAUGUGGAGGGAGGUUGGCAGGUGUCCACCCCUUGAAGGGCUCACAGCUCCUGAGGCUUCCCCUGGUCACUGUCAACUUCCCUCUCCAGGGGGUUUGGUGGAGUCACCUCCUCCUGCGCAGAGCCCAGUCUGGAGGCCCCUGGAGGCCCCCACAUAGCCUGCUCCAGUGUCUGUCUCUGGCACUGGGGGCCUCAGGACAAGCCAGCCAUUCUCUUGAAGAGGGUGCUCAGGUCCGCUCGGAUCCGGAGAUGCUAAGCUGCCCUAGACAGCAGGUGCUCCUGGCCCAUUGUAAAUUCCCUUUGCAGUAGGUGGCUUGCCAGAGGCUGUCAGCACGGCCUGCUUCCUUUCCAGAUUCUCCACGGCUGCCUGGCUGCCUGGCUGAGGGCAGGGCUUUGUGGAGCCCAGAGGGAGGAGCCUCACUGGGCAACAUUUGGGGGUCCUGCCCUGCUGGGGGACACUCCAUGCUGAAGGCCCAGAGCCAAACAGGGUUUCUCCAACGUCCAGAGAGAACUGUCAUGGCUGCCAGGCAGGUUCCUGGGGCUGUAGGAUCCUGAGAUCCCGUCAGAGGGGUUGAGUGAGAGGCCAGGAAGAGGAAGGAGCUAGAACCCCCUUAUUCAACCCUCACCUCACAUCAGUCUCUUCACAAACAUUAUACAUCACUCUACAAAUCCUUGUAUUUGUCAUAUAUUAAUCGCUUUGCAAAUUACACCUCAGCCCUCUUCCUGCCGGGUCAGUGUUAGCUUUAUCUUGCACUGUGACAGGUGGGGAAACAGGCUGUGUGAGUUGCCUGGGGCCAUUCGUAUGCUGGGUUAGGCAGAUUCAGGCUUGCAGGCCCCACAGCAACAGAGGCACUGGCUUUUAGAAGGGGACCGUGUCUUCAACGCUUGCUGCCUCAGUCCAAGUCCAGCUCUGCUCAUGAGCCCCCUCUGGCCUCUGGCAGAUGUCUUUGCCCAUGCAGGCUUCCCUGGAGUCUGGGCUGGCCCUGGGAGUGGCUUUGAUCAGAAGGGGU